CUUGCUAUGUGGCCUUCCACCUUCUGUGCUUGGCUGAUACUGGCAAGGGUGUGGGUAUUUAUCCCCCUUCCUGCCCGCUCCAUGCAGCCCCCAGACCAGAACAUGACCGAAAUGACCCAGAUGUUCCAGGAUUUUAUGAUACAGUAUAACAAGUCCUACAAAAGCCCAGAAGAGAUGCAUCAUCGUUUUAAGGUCUUCGAGCAGAAUCUCAAAGCGAGCCGUGAAUUGCAGGCCUCGGAGUUGGGCACAGCACAGUAUGGGGUUACCCAGUUCAGCGACCUGACAGAAAGUGAGUUUAAGACGAUGUUUGGAAUCCCUCAGCCCAUAGAACCCCCCAUAGUGAAUCGGCUGGCAAAGUCCCCAAAGGCACAAAACCCACCGUCCUCCUGUGACUGGAGAAAAUUUGGAGCCAUCACAGAAGUGAAGAAACAGGGUUCGUGCAGAUCAUGCUGGGCUUUUGCUGCUGCAUCCAACAUUGAGGCCUUGUGGAACAUCCACCGACAUUCACCGCGAAAUGUCUCCGUACAGGAGCUGGUGGACUGCACCAGUCACGGCUGCAGUGGAGGCUAUGUAUGGGAUGCCUUCCUGACUGUCAUCAAUCGCAGUGGAUUGUCAAGCAGCAAACUCUACCCAUACGCAGGGAAAGAUCAAAGGUGCCAGCAGUAUCGGAGACGACAAGUUACUGGGAUUGAAGGCUAUGAAAUACUGCCCAGGGAAGAGCGAGACCUGGCUGAAAUUGUUGCUUCCCAAGGCCCCAUAACUGUUCUCUUCAAUAUGAAAGCCCUUCAGCAAUACAAAAAUGGAGUUAUCUGGAGAACUUCUCAGGACUGCAGCAAAGAACAUCUGGACCAUUUUGCCCUCGUUGUGGGCUAUGGGCAAGUGCCAAAACAGCAUGAAUCCCCAGCAAAACAGUAUUGGAUUAUCCAGAACUCCUGGGGAAAGAGAUGGGGAGAGAAGGGAUAUUUUCGGCUGCACCGUGGGGAUAACACCUGUGGAGUCGCCAUGUUUGCAGUGACAGCGGUGGUCAAGAAUCUGGGGGCAAGAUCUGAAGCGAGGGUGUUGUGCCCCAGAUGA
This is a messenger RNA of Gekko japonicus, 1074 nucleotides long. RefSeq names its product cathepsin W-like. Gene Ontology annotation, cellular component: lysosome. Gene Ontology annotation, molecular function: cysteine-type endopeptidase activity. The coding region runs from base 7 to 1074 and encodes 355 amino acids. The transcript is spliced from 11 exons. NCBI's taxonomy places the organism in Eukaryota, Metazoa, Chordata, Lepidosauria, Squamata, Gekkonidae. The record is from RefSeq and is a predicted model, not a curated record.